Pterocles gutturalis (yellow-throated sandgrouse) is the source of this 1065-nucleotide messenger RNA. RefSeq names its product vesicle-associated membrane protein 7 (gene VAMP7). Gene Ontology annotation, molecular function: SNAP receptor activity; SNARE binding. The record is from RefSeq and is a predicted model, not a curated record. Gene Ontology annotation, cellular component: SNARE complex; membrane. NCBI's taxonomy places the organism in Eukaryota, Metazoa, Chordata, Aves, Pterocliformes, Pteroclidae. Gene Ontology annotation, biological process: exocytosis; vesicle fusion. The transcript is spliced from 7 exons. Bases 1 to 663 code for a protein of 220 amino acids.
AUGGCUAUCCUGUUCGCUGUUGUGGCCAGGGGCACAACCAUCCUGGCCAAACAUGCCUGGUGUGGAGGAAACUUCCUGGAGGUGACGGAGCAGAUCCUGGCGAAAAUACCAUCUGAAAACAACAAACUGACCUAUUCCCAUGGGAAUUAUCUGUUUCAUUACAUCUGCCAGGACAGGAUUAUAUACCUCUGCAUCACGGAUGACGACUUUGAACGAUCCAGAGCCUUCACCUUCCUGAAUGAAAUCAAGAAGAGGUUUCAGACCACGUAUGGCUCCAGAGCCCAGACAGCCCUUCCCUACGCGAUGAACAGCGAGUUCUCCAGUGUCUUGGCUGCACAGCUGAAAUACCACUCGGAGAGCAGGGGCACUGACCAGGUGGCAGAGACACAAGCUCAAAUCGACGAACUUAAAGGAAUCAUGGUUCGAAACAUAGAUCUUGUGGCACAAAGAGGAGAGAAGCUGGAGCUGCUGAUCGAUAAAACAGAGAAUCUUGUGGAUUCGUCAGUCACUUUCAAAACUACCAGCAGGAACCUGGCUAGAGCCAUGUGUAUGAAGAACCUCAAGCUCACCAUCGUCAUCAUCAUUGUAUCGAUUGUCAUCAUCUAUAUCAUCGUGUCGGCUGCCUGCGGCGGGCUGGCCUGGCCGAGCUGCGUGCGGAAGUGACAGGAGGCAGCUGGUGCUGGUCACUCGGAGAUGAGCAUCCCGGGAGUGGGAAGAAGCGACCUGCAGAAUAACUCUUAAUCUUUCACUACUGACACCUUCUCAUUCUUCCAUCCCUCCAGGACUUUGGACUUUUUUGCCUUAUCACCCCAAGCAGGCCCAGCUGGUCUCUGCUUCUGUGCAGCUCUAACCUCCAGAAUGGGCUGGUUUCAAUUACUUGAAGGAAUUUUUUUUUUUUUAGUUUCUUUUUCUGUCCCAACUCCAACCUUUCCCGCGGGGUGGGUGGUACGUCCAGCUCCGGAGGGUUGUGUGCAUGCUCGUCCGUGUGUCCAUGUAGCUUUGCACUUUGAUGUGAGCGUGCAAGCGGAGAGCAGCGCUGCUGGAACUGUCCUGCACAGGAGGAUG